AUGGGCGCAGCCUGGAGCAGCCCCGCGGAGCGGGAGCCCCUCUUGCCUCCUACACCGCCCGCCGGAGCGCCGCCGUUUGCUCAACAUGGCCAGUCCUAUCGGGUGGCGGCGGAGUCGCGGGGCAGAGGGACGCCUCCGGCGGGACCCCUGCCUCGCCUGCCGCCGGUGCCGGGCCGCGUGUACGGGCGGCGCUGGCUGGUGCUGCUGCUCUUCUCGCUGCUGGGCUUCUUUCAGGGCCUGGUGUGGAAUACGUGGGGCCCUAUUCAGAACUCGGCCCGCCAGGCCUUCGACUUCUCCAGCUUGGAUAUCGCCCUGCUGGUCUUCUGGGGGCCCAUCGGCUUCGUGCCCUGCUUCGCUUUCAUGUGGCUGAUGGACAAGAAGGGCCUCCGGAAAACUGUGCUGCUAACAUCCUUUCUCAUGGUAGUAGGCGCUGGCCUGAGAUGCAUACCUGUAUCCAACCAACAAACAAGGAAAUGGCUAAUACAUGGAGGACAGCUGUUAAAUGGAUUGGCAGGUCCAACUGUAACAAGUGCUUCUCCACUUCUUUCUACUACGUGGUUUUCACCAGAUGAACGUGCCACUGCCACAGCUAUUGCAUCAUUGAUCGGUUACCUCGGUGGAGCAUGUGCAUUUUUAGUAGGACCUUUGGUAGUUCCAGGGCCAAAUAGCACAUCAGCAGAUCCACCAGUGUUUGGAAAUAGUCCUGAAUACAUAAAGGACCGCAUUGAGGCUGUAUUGUUUGCAGAAUUUGGCAUUGUGGCUGUGAUAUUCUCUGCAGCGCUAGCUUACUUCCCAUCACGUCCUCCAUUCCCACCCAGCGUGGCUGCAGCUAGUCAGAGGCUCAGCUACGGAAGAAGUUUUUGUAGGCUGCUCAGCAAUCCUCGAUUUUUAAUGAUUGCUCUGGCCUAUGCAAUUCCACUCGGGGUUUUCUCAGGAUGGUCUGGUGUUCUUGAUUGGAUAUUAACUCCAGUUCACAUAAGCCAAGUGGAUGCAGGUUGGAUUGGAUUUUGGUCCAUUGUAGGUGGCUGUGUUGUUGGCAUAGCACUAGCAAGGUUUGCUGAUUUUAUCAGAGGAAUGCUGAAACCUAUCCUACUUCUGUUACUGUCAGGAGCAACUUUGUCAUCCUUUUGGUAUACUUUGACAUGUUUAAAAACUGUCAUUCACCUUCCUUUAACUACAGCCACACUUUAUACUUCCUGCAUUUUGCUGGGUGUCUUCUUGAACAGCAGCGUCCCUAUCUUCUUUGAACUUUUUGUGGAAACGGUCUAUCCUGUUCCUGAAGGGAUUACCUGUGGCGUGGUCACCUUCCUAAAUAACAUGUUCAUGGGAGUUCUUUUGUUUUUCUUUAGUUUCUACCAUAGAGAAUUUUCUUGGUUUAACUGGUGCCUCCCAGGUUCCUGCUUACUAAGCCUUCUACUCAUCUUAUGCUUCAGGGAAUCCUAUGACAGACUUUAUCUGGAUGUGAUUGUCUCUGUUUGAAAACCUAAAGCAAGGAAGUUGAAGAGGAUGGAAAAUAGUACUGGGUUUGACCUGUUUUCUUGGAAAACACAUAGACUAAAGGUUACAGUAUACAUUCAAAAAUUCACCGGGAUUUUUUGGUUGAAUUUACAAACAAAAAGGGUUAUUUUUAAUUCCUAAUAUGAUAUUUUAUCAUUUAGAUUAUUAUGAUGAGUCUUGUAUUUGAAUGGAAUUAGAAUAUUUUUAAAGAAAAUACCUAUUCAGAAGAAUGUGUGCUAGAAGAAAAUAUGAACUGUGAUAUUUUAUUUAAUAAGCUGCUUGACUGCAAAGAUGUGUGCCAACUGAACCUACUUACAACAAAAGUAUAAUAGCAAUAUCAUCACAGUUAGGAACUAAUGAUGAAAUUUUUAUGGGUAAAAGCUUCUUUUUAACUCUUUUUCUUUUUUAACUGUUUGGUGUUUUAAUGAGAAUUCUGAUAAUCCCACAUUUGUCUUGCUUUGUAAUAACAUGCUAUUUUUUCAUUGUGGCAUGUUCAUAACUAGUGCUUCCAUGAUAAGAUUUUCAACUUAGUUGCUAGGGCUGAACAAAUUGUUGCUCUUUCACUGUGAAUCACCUUCUAUAAGAGGGAAUUUAGUUAAAUACAAGAUAAAAGCUUUAACAUCUCCCUAGUUUUUUAUUUGAAGCUAUUUUUGCUUAUUUAAUCUGAAGAUACCAUUAUUUUAUUUUCCUCUCCAAAAGACAGACAGACAGGCACAUACAUACACAGGGGGGGAGGGAGUAAGAGAGAGAGACUUCUUACUAAAUGGUUCUCGGCAAUUGGUGCUAUGAAUUAUGUGAAAUUAUUUAAAUGAAAUUGCCUUAUAGCCUUGUAGCCUAAUAUAGACAUUAAAGUGAGUAAAUAGAGAAUUAUAGUCAUGAUAUACAAAAUUGUUUCUGUUCUUAAGAACUGAUAAUGUCUUAUAAAUAUGGCUUGGUAUUGAAGACUUUUACAUGAUUGUCUGAGAAUUAUUUUUGACUCGUGUGUCCUUCCAUCAGGAAGGAAGGGCCUCUUCCCCAAAUCUUUCAAAGACAAUGAAACAAAGAUUACAGUUUUUCUAUUAUAGAUUAGUCUUUUCCUCAAACUUGUUUACAAUGUAAAGGCUCUGCUUUUGUUUUUUUAAUAACUGUUUAGUAAAGAGAUCUAUUGGUGGUCUCAAGUGGCCAUAAGCAUUGCAAAAUCAAAAUAUCAGAAUACAGAGCUUCUGAAAUUUAGCAUAGGCUAGAAAAAUACAAUGCUUUCACUGCUCCUGCAGCCUGUAUUUAAGAGGGACAAUUUUUUAUUUGACUUGUUUCCAAUGCUCUUUCAUCUUCAGUUGAUUUUCCAAAGUUUCUGGUACAUCAAAUCUAAAACAAGUCACACAUUACUGAAGGUAGCUUGUUUUUCUCAGUGUUAUGCUCAUUGUGACACGUAUAAAGGGAAGUCUUGUACUGUAACAAUCAUCUUGAUUUUUUUCAUCACCCAAACCCCGGAUGGCUAUCAUGUUGUCAUUCUGAGUCAGAAACAGCACUUUUCUGUUUGUCAUUUUUCCUAUAUGUAAGUGAAUUAUUUCUUUAGAUUAACUUUCAGGAACGUUAGUUGAGUUACUUGAUGCCUUUUUAUAAGAAUGAGGCCACAGUACCUGAUUGGCUAGCUAGAAGGAAGGCAGUAUUGCAUGCAUUAAUGACCUGGCUCUUGGUCCCCUGGGAUACCAUGGAGGCUGUCAGGGGGCCACAAUAAAGAAUGAAUUGUGCUGGUUGUAUGUACUGAAUCUUGGAAACUUGCGAAAGAUAAAAGGCUUUGUAAUAUAAUAAUAAAUGAUAAAAAGGAAGCCAUGCUUAGUAGCUCAUAGUGUAACUCCACAUUUUCGGGGAAACAAGAAGAGCAAAAACAGACUGCGGAUAAUAAAUAAGCUUUAUCUUCUUAAAAACCUUUCAGACAAAGAGAGCCAGUUUGGUCUGCACAGGUUAAGGCACUGGGCUAGAAAGCAAGAGCUGCAAGUUCAAGUCCCGCCUUAGCCUACAAUGCCAGCUGGGUGAUCUUGGACCAGUCGCUUUCUCUCAGCCCGAGUUGUUUCACAGGGUUGUUAUUGUAGGGAAAAUAGAAGGAGGAAGGAGUGUUGGAUAUGUUGACUGCCUUGAAUUAUUGGUAAAAAUAACAAAGGUGGAAUAUAGAUAAAUAAAAUCAAUCAAUAAGUAAAUCGCUGCAUCAUUGUUAUACAGUAAUAAGGGGUUGUGCGGAGUUUGCCUAAUAGAGCAAAGCCAAAAAGCCCCAGUAGGAUUAUGUCUUUAGUAAAGCCAUAUUACAUUAAAUUUGUGAUAGAAAUAGCCCAUGUUUUAUUAUACACAUGAUCUUUCUGUCAUUUGUUGUUUCAUUUUGCUUCUGUUCUGUUUUCUCCCUCGUAUCAAAUUAGAGCUCAUUUAUUAAAUAUUCUCUCAUCAGCAUUUUCUGCCAUUUCUGUUACUGGAGCUUCAGGGAAAGACACUUUAGCACCACAGUCAGGAAUUUCUCUGCACGAGGUCAGGGAAAUUCAAACUUGAAAUAUUUCACAUUAUUAAGCAGUAGCUGACAGUUUGUGGUAGCUUUAUGCAGCUGUUCCACAGGUUUUGGACUAGCUUUUCUGUAAUUGUUACUGAAUAACCAGGGCUGCCUGUCCUGUCUAAUUUCAGAACAUCCACAAAUGGAGCAACUUUAAGCACAAUUAUAAAUGAUUCUGUAAAAUUAUUUUUUUAAAAAACCUGUAUCGUUUGACAAGUUAGCCCUGAAUUCUCAAAUUCCCAGUGUCUGAUCCAGUAUUAGUUCUAACCCAAUACUAUAAUUUGCAUAGAUCAGCAGCAAUAUGGCAUUCUGAGUAAAAUUACUCCACGUUUGUGCAUAAAUAUCAUAGUCUUGCAUAAUGUCUGUGUUACUAAACAACCCAUGAGCUCAUCCUUUCAAAAAUAUUUCCUUACCAGAUUCAACAGUGACACAACUUCUAAUGUUCUUUCUUCACUAGAAAAGUAUCUGCCAACAUCAGCACAGGAAAUGUUUUAUGACAUUUUGUAUUAUGUCAUAAAUUGUUAUGUUUAUGUCAUAAAGUGUUUUGUACAAUUUGCCAAAUUUCAAUUCCUGUGAAGAUGGCCAAGCCUAGGGAGACUUGUCUCUCUGGAUUCAUGUUUUUUUUUUAAAAAAAAUUCCAGCUUAAUAACAAAGGAACUGGCAUUCCUUUAGUUCAUAUGCACCAUUUUACCCAGUUUAAAAUUAAAGCAAUUAGAAUUUUAGCAUUAUAUGGAUUACUAAGGCUGAAAACUUACUGACUCAGUACAAUUUAUGUAUAAAUCCACAUAAGAUUGUGCUGUAACAUAAGUAGGAUUUACAUUUGCAUUCAGUUGUGCUAUGAUGCAUCACUCUAGGAUCAGUUUAUCCAUACAUAAUUAAUCAAUAUAUAACUAAUUAGGUAACCUGUACCUUUUCAUGUACUGUUGAAUUCCAUCUGCAUUCGUGACAAUUUUAUUAGCAUUAAUAUUAAUCAAUAAAGGAAAAAGUACUUUUUUAGAAUAAAGUUUUUUUUGUCAUUACAAUUAUUGUAGUUUGUUCCAGGAGACAACCUGGGUAUUUGAAAGGAUGAGUUAGUCAUAGUGAAGAAUUUAAAAAUACUUUACUUAGUGUGAACUGAUUCACAUUGCUUCACGGUGUUUGCUGAGAGGUAAAUCCCAUUGUAUUUAUUGAACUUUAUUACUACCUAAUUUAUUAUUUUAGCUUGAAUGUAUCCUAAUGAAAUUACUAGGAUUUGGAAAAUACAUAAUUUUUAUUGGAAUCUGUGCAAGCUUGCCAUCAUAGAUGUGUGUGAUUUCUACAUAUAAAAACACAUUAGAACUAUAAAGCAUUUUAUACUAACUUCCAUGCAAGCUACUCUUACACAGAGAACUCUUGGACUUAAAAAAGAAAGAAAGAAAAGAAAAUAGUCACUAGAGACAGGGGAAGGAAUGCUAAACAUUUUCCAUGCUUUCAUUCUGUUACGUUGUGCUCUUUUCCUCCAUGACUUCUAAAAAAACAGAUAGAAAAGUAGAUGAAGAAUUAAGCAUUUUUAGUCUUCCUCAGUUUUUCGUAUUUGAAUUUCUUUUC
This is a messenger RNA of Thamnophis sirtalis, 5578 nucleotides long. It is a transcript of the gene SLC49A4, whose product is annotated as solute carrier family 49 member 4. Gene Ontology annotation, biological process: transmembrane transport. Gene Ontology annotation, cellular component: membrane; intracellular membrane-bounded organelle. NCBI's taxonomy places the organism in Eukaryota, Metazoa, Chordata, Lepidosauria, Squamata, Natricidae. Gene Ontology annotation, molecular function: transmembrane transporter activity. The record is from RefSeq and is a predicted model, not a curated record.